AUGUACGCCUUCAACGCCGCGGCUCUUCUCGCCCUUAUUGGUGCCGCUGCUGCUAAGCCCACCGCGUCUCCUGCUCCCAUGCCCACUGGAAGCAAGAACGGCACAGUCACUGUCACCAGCGUCGUCGAUGUCUACACCACCUACUGCCCUGGACCUACCAGCUUCCACAUGGGCGGCAAGGACUAUGUUGUCACCAAGCCCACCACUCUGAUCAUCACUGACUGCCCUUGCACCGUCACUGAGACUCACCCCGCUGGUCCUACUUGGAUUCCCGGGCACCCUGGCUACAAGCCCGGGCACCCCGUCAAGCCUGAGCACCCUGAGAACGAGAAGCCUGGCAAGCCUGAGCACCCCGUCAAGCCUGAGCACCCUGAGAACGAGAAGCCUGGCAAGCCUGAGCACCCCGUCAAGCCUGAGCACCCUGAGGUUGAGAAGCCUAGCAAGCCCGAGCACCCCGACGUCGAGAAGCCUGAGUACCCCGCCAAGCCUGAGCACCCCGAGGUUGAGAAGCCUGCCCAGCCUGAGCACCCCACCAACCCCGAGAAGCCCGAGGGUGAGAAGCCUGGCAAGGACGAGGAGGUCCCCGAGGAGCCCGUUGUCACUGCCGGCGCCGGUGCCAUCCAGUUCGGACUCGGCCUUGCUACCUUCCUCGGCCUCAUGGCUCUGUAA
Molecule: messenger RNA, 669 nt
Organism: Fusarium venenatum
Lineage: Eukaryota; Fungi; Ascomycota; Sordariomycetes; Hypocreales; Nectriaceae
Biological process (GO): fungal-type cell wall organization
Cellular component (GO): fungal-type cell wall
Molecular function (GO): structural constituent of cell wall
Source: RefSeq, a predicted model, not a curated record